Messenger RNA from Cylicocyclus nassatus, 2003 nucleotides. NCBI's taxonomy places the organism in Eukaryota, Metazoa, Nematoda, Chromadorea, Rhabditida, Strongylidae. The record is from the annotation of a GenBank genome assembly.
ACACAAACAAGCGGAUCAUACUUACUUCAACACCAUGCAGUGUCUUUCAUUUAUACUUCAUCGUUCAUGUUAUGAGGUCUUCUUGUAUACCAGUGGCACUCUUCUUACUCUUCUGCCAGAGUACAGCGAAGGAGUCAAUCAAUCCUCAAUGUAGUCCAGUUUCUGGUACUAACGCAGAAAACGCCGUAGACUAUGUGUUCCUUCUCGAUCACUCCCUCAGCGAAGAUAAGAUUUCGCGCAUACAAUACCUCUACAAGGCCAUAUCCUGUGAAAUACCGAUCUCAAAACAGUACCGUCUGGCGACAGUUCAUGUUCCUGGAAAGUCUUCUAAGGUGGAAUUGGCAGGAUGGAAAACAAGUGCAUCUUUCCCUGACACGCUCCUCAGGAACUCAGUCAAAGAUGUGAAAGGAGAUCCGUGCACGGUGUUGCGUGAAGCCUUGAAUGCUGUCAAAUCUCACUUUGCGGGCACGAAGUCAAUUCUAGGGGAGAUUCCUAUCCAUUUUGUGGUUCCAGUAGGCGAAGAACAUAAAGAAGGAUGUUCCGUUCGCUCUGAGUUCCGGAAGCACUUUGGUGGAUGGGCCAACCGUUUCAACAUCUUCUUGGACAUUAUUGCCAUUGAGAAUUCGAUGGAAAUUGGCGACAUAGGCGUGCGAGUGAAGGUUCCUGCUUGGACAAACAUCGAAACGAAUGUGAUUUCACUGACCACUCAUAUAGACUUCAAAAAUAUGUACAAGAUGGACUCAGUUCUCCAAGAAUAUUCAGGAUGGAUUAGAACGACUAUACAAGGAUUACAAAUCAAUGACCUUUUCCUGCUAGAUGACACAACUGUGCAUAGUCUGCAUACGGAAGCUGAGACGGUGAAGACCGAAGUGAAAGACCACAAGACUGAUGCUGCAAAGAAAACCGAGUCGCCGACGCCUGUGCCUACAAAAGCAUUCGUAAGACGAACGUCUGUUCACAAAACGUCCAGAGUGAGAACAGCAAGACGAGCGGCCGCUAUUGAAGAACUUUCGCCACUGGAGUCAGCGAAGACUGACGUCAAGCCGCAGAAAAAAGAAAAACCACUUGCUAAUGUAAAACCGAAGGAAAAGUUGACGGACAAACCAAAAGAGAAACCGAAAGAGAGACCGAAGGAAACGCCGAAGGAAAAGCCAAUGGAGAAGACGAAGGAGAAGCCGAAAGAGAAACCGUCAAAGAAUGCCAAACCAAAUCCCAGGAAAAUCGCCUUACCACCUCCCAAAAAAAUGAUAAAGAAAGCGCUGAGUAAAACCACCGCACGAAAAUCAAACUUGUCUAAUUUUGUGAACAAUGGAGAGGUUGCGCCAUGGUUUCAUUCAGAAAACGAUCACGCAAUGGGAAUGAAUCGUAGAAAUUGGAAGAUACUCACAGUUGCACCGCUUGUACCAGUUAGUAAUCAUGAGGGAGAUGUUGCAAUGCAAGAAUCAGGAGCUGCGGGCGCAGCACCAUCCACAUCCGGGAAAAGUGAGAAACGCAGCUCGAUAAGAUGGAAUCAAACUUUUAUCCCACUAUUAAUUCUCAUCAUUAUACUAGCGGUGAUCCUCAUAUUUAUAUUGAUUUGCUGCUUCUAUUUGAUUGAAGCUAGCAAGACUCGACAGCCAAGCAGCCGUAGCCGUAGCCGAAGCUCGAAGAAGUCAGAAAAGAGCCCGUUACUGCCAAGACAGGCAUCUGGCAAAAAGAGCGCUAAAGAUGUGCCACCUCCACCGCCUGCAAAAGUGGAACCUAGACCAGAAGCAGAAUCGACUGCUAAAUUACCCGAAGGAGUUGACUACACUCCAAUCCACGUUUCUGGAAGAACAGGAAGAGAAGGUGGUGGCGCUGGUGGCGACUUGCCGAAUCUUGAGGAUAUCAAGAUUUCCAAAGAGGCUACAAAGUCUCCAGCUGACGAAAAGCCUGACGUGGAAUCUCCACCAAAGGAUAACAUGCCAAGGAUCUCAACUGACCACAUGUUUUGAGUGUCACGAAAGUAAAGAUGUAUUGAUGAC